UCUUUCAACACAACACGUAACCACUGUCAAGGCUCCAAUCUUACGCACGAGUUCAUGUUUAUCGGCCCAAUAAACAUCCCUCAAUACUAGCUCCGCUUAGGGAAAAAAAAUCUCUAUAGGCAUUGUUAGCUCAAAGAUGCAGCAAUUGAUCAUCUCUUCCUUUUGCGUAUUAUUGUUAUUGGCCUUCAUCGAAGGGGUCGGGGGAAGCCAAUAUGCGUGCACAGAGUCCAAGUGCGGCGAUGAUCAUGGCCUGGCUAUCCAUUUCCCCUUCCGCCGCGGGCAUCAUUCCGGGGAUAAUAAGAUUGAAAGCAAUGGCGGAUAUGAGGCGGUUCCUGACCACCCAAUGGUACUAGUAAAAUUCCUUGUCAAACACAUAGAUUACAAGCAUCAGGAAAUCCAAGUAUAUCACCCAGAUAACUGCCUGCUGUUGAAGCCUUUGGAAAUCACCAACACGGUAAUCUCUCCCUUCUACUUCCGAGGUAGCUUACGUAAUGUUACCUUAUUCCGUUGCCCUACUCUUGUUGAAAGAGAUAUAUAUGCCUAUCAAGUCCCCUGCCUUGGUGGCCAUGGAUACAGAGUUUAUGGCGUCUCUUCUUUCUUUAGAUUAUUUGAAAAAUUCACAGCCCUACAGUCUUGUACAAGGAUGUAUGAUGUUUUAUCAGUUCCAUUUGGCGAUUGGGUGGAAAAUGGCAAUUUUCUUCAAUUCAAAUGGUCCCAACCGAAUUGUACAGACUGUGAAGCAGAGGGCAAGAGGUGUAGAUUGAAGAUCAAUGGCACCAAGAGCGAAAUUGAAUGUGUUCACCAUAGGAAACCAAGCAAAACAAAGACGUUUGUGGCCACAGGAGCAACCCUGGGUUCAUUUGUUCUGUUACUAGGGUUCUUUGUAGCGUAUCGCGUCUAUAGUGCUGAUCAAAAGGAAAAAGAGAAUCGAUUAAAACUUGAAACAUUUUUAGCAGACUACAAAGCUCUCAAGCCAAGCAGAUAUUCAUAUGCAGAUAUUAAAAGGAUUACAAAUCAAUUCAAGUGCAAAUUAGGCGAAGGAGCCUACGGAACUGUUUUUAAAGGAAAACUUUCUUCUGAAUGCUUUGUUGCUGUGAAGGUACUUAACAAUUCUAAGGCCGAUGGGAAAGAGUUUGUAAAUGAAGUGGGAGCAAUGGGUCAUAUUCACCACGUCAAUGUGGUUCGCUUGGUUGGUUUUUGUGCGGAUGGAUUUAGACGAGCUCUGGUUUAUGAGUUCUUUCCCAAUGGUUCGCUCCAGGAUUAUAUUUCAUCAGUAGAUAGAAAGAACUCUUUCCUUGGUUGGGACAAGUUGCAAGACAUUGCUAUCGGCAUAGCCAAAGGAAUGGAAUAUCUUCAUCUGGGAUGCGAUCUACGAAUCCUCCAUUUCGAUAUCAAACCCCACAAUAUUUUGCUAGACCAAAACUUCACACCAAAAAUCUCUGAUUUUGGUCUGGCCAAAUUAUGUUCCAAGGAUCAAAGCAUAGUGUCAAUGACUACAGCGAGAGGGACCAUGGGCUACAUUGCACCCGAAGUGUUUUCCAGGAAUUUUGGAAAUGUGUCUUACAAGGCAGAUGUUUAUAGUUUUGGAAUGCUGCUGCUUGAGAUGAUAGGAGGAAAGAAGAAUAUUGGUUCAACCACAGAGGACACGACCAAUGCAAUUUACUAUCCAGAAUGGAUUUAUAACCUUCUAGAGGAAGGAGAUGACCUACGAAUCCAUAUCGAGGAAGAAGGGGAUGGUAAGAUUCCAAAGCAACUUGCAAUUGUAGGGCUCUGGUGCAUCCAGUGGCACCCAGUGGAUCGUCCUUCCAUGAAAACGGUUGUUCAGAUGCUAGAACGAGGAGAAAACUUGACGAUGCCUCCUAAUCCUUUUGUUUCUGCAGGUCCUACACAAACAUCACAGGCAGGCAUCCCCAAAAGGCGCCGCCUAGAGUUGGAAGCAAUUGUUGAAUUAGAGUAACAUGUAGAUGUAUACCACCAACCAGUAGUUCAUAGAUGAAUUCAAGCACAAACAUUUGUUAGUGUAUAAGCCAUGAGCUGAUUACAUUAGUAAUAAUGUCUUGUAUUUAAUUAUUAUAACAUUA
Molecule: messenger RNA, 2081 nt
Organism: Pyrus x bretschneideri (Chinese white pear)
Lineage: Eukaryota; Viridiplantae; Streptophyta; Magnoliopsida; Rosales; Rosaceae
Product: rust resistance kinase Lr10
Exons: 3
Coding region: 137-1957 (606 amino acids)
Biological process (GO): protein phosphorylation
Molecular function (GO): ATP binding; protein kinase activity
Source: RefSeq, a predicted model, not a curated record